This is a messenger RNA of Leptosia nina, 1329 nucleotides long. The record is from the annotation of a GenBank genome assembly. NCBI's taxonomy places the organism in Eukaryota, Metazoa, Arthropoda, Insecta, Lepidoptera, Pieridae.
AUGUCUUUUUCCGAUUUAUACGCUAAAUAUAAUUGUUCAUACUGCCAAGAAGAAAUAAACGGUGUUCGCGUAAAAUGUGCAGAGUGUACAGAUUUUGAAAUUUGUUUGCAGUGUUUUACUCUUGGUGCUGAAAGUGGACAACAUAAAAACGAUCAUGAGUAUCAAUUUUUGGAUGCUGGAGCUUUUGGAAUAUUUUUAGGUCGUAAUAGUUGGUCAGCUAGUGAAGAAGUUCGGUUAUUAGAUGCUAUAGAACAGUUUGGCUUUGGUAAUUGGGAAGUUAUUUCAAAACAUAUUGAAACUCGGACACCAGAAGAAACAAAAGAUGAAUACAUAGCCAGAUAUUUAGAGGGAAGUAUAGGCCGGGCAACAUGGGGUAGCAUUGAAAGUGCAAGCCGUCCUGCAUUACACUGCCCUGAUAAUGACCAUGGUCCUCUCAGCCCCACUGCUGUGUCUCGUCUUCCACCAGUCAGCGUCAGUUCUGAUGAAGCAGCACAGCUGGGUUACAUGGCUAAUAGAGAUGACUAUGAAAGGGAACAUGAUCAUGAAGCCGAACAGUUGAUAUCCACAUUAUCUUUAAACCCAGAAGAUGAUGAAUUGGAUGUUGCACUUAAGUUAUCACAAGUAGACAUUUACACAAGAAGACUCCGUGAGAGAACAAGAAGAAAACGGCUAGUGAGAGACUUUCAGCUAGUCUCUGUGUUCUUCAAUAACCAAAGGAAUAAGCAAAAAACUUUAGGAAAACUUGCCAAAGAGAAAAAGGAAUUCAUGGAUCGCCUCCGGUGGACAUCACAGUUCUACGGGCGUUCAGAGCAAGCCGCCGUAGUGGGCGGUCUAUGGCGGGAGCGAGAGCUGCGCGUGCGGCUCGCCGAGUUGCACCGGUAUCGCCUCGCGGGGGUCACGCGGCUCGAGGAGUGCGCCCACUACGAGCAACACGCGCACCACAGGCGACACGCGGGCGCCCAUGCGCACACGCAUGACCGCGACGGCAGCAGUGGGUGUCUGGACACGCCGACAAAAGAAUCAGCGCCGAUCGGGCAGCAGCUAAGAAAAAAAGACGGAGAAAGCGUCUCAAGUUCCACCAGCCCAAAGUGCACACGGGACGCAAGUACCGGAUGUGGAUGCUCCAAAAAGAAUUGCUGCAACGCCGCUGUGCUGCCGAAGCAGCUGCUCAACACUAAUGAAAUACAGAUAUGUAAUUCCCUAAAUCUACCACCGACGCAGUACAUAACGAUGAAGGGGAUGCUCCUGCGCCGGCCGGCCACGCCAAAUUGCGAGCUAGACCACGCCCUCAAACACUAUUUGAACGCGGCGGGAUGGAUACGCAACUAA